Messenger RNA from Prosopis cineraria, 893 nucleotides. RefSeq names its product protein PPLZ02-like. Lineage: Eukaryota; Viridiplantae; Streptophyta; Magnoliopsida; Fabales; Fabaceae. The record is from RefSeq and is a predicted model, not a curated record. Gene Ontology annotation, molecular function: DNA binding; DNA-binding transcription factor activity. Gene Ontology annotation, biological process: regulation of DNA-templated transcription. The transcript is spliced from 2 exons. Bases 116 to 664 code for a protein of 182 amino acids.
AACCUACCGUCCCCUCCUCCUCCCUGCGGCACCACACAGACGUAAGACCUCUUAAUUCUCUCUCAGACACUCUCUCAAACGCUUCCUGAACAGAGUACGCUCCUUGUUCUCCAACAUGGGCAGGCCACAACAGAGAUACCGAGGCGUCCGACAAAGGCAUUGGGGCUCUUGGGUGUCUGAAAUUCGCCACCCUCUAUUGAAGACUAGGAUUUGGCUUGGUACUUUCGAAACUGCAGAAGAUGCGGCCAGAGCCUACGAUGAAGCAGCGAGGCUAAUGUGUGGGCCCAGAGCGAGAACCAACUUCCCGUAUAACCCCAAUGCGUCUCAGUCGUCUUCCAAGCUUCUCUCGGCCACUUUGACGGCGAAACUUCAUAGGUGCUAUGUGGCUUCUCUGCAGAUGACUAGACCCUCAUUACCAGAGCCUCAGAGAGUGGCUUCUUCGCCACAUGUUGACGUUUCCACAAGCAGUUCUGCUGACACAGUGUUGCCACACAAGAGAGCCCAAGAAGAGCAAGAAUCAGAGGCCAAUUGGGUUAUGAAGAAGAAGGUGAAGGUGGAAACUGCACAGCAAUUCAAACCUCUUGAAGAAGAUCACAUUGAGCAGAUGAUAGAGGAAUUGCUUUAUUACGGUUCUGUUGAGCUCUGCUGCUCUGUGAUGGACUAGAGAGUUUCAGCGUUGUGCUGGCUCACAUUCUUAAUUGCGCAAUGCACUGCUCAUUUUGCUAAUUUAACCCAUUUUUCUCAACCUUCUCUUCCCUGUUCUGUCUACUUUAGUAAUGUGGCUCGUCCUCUGGUCCUAGAUAUACCUUCUAAGUGACUCAUUAGAUAAUCCUAUGUGUACAGCAGAUCAUUAUCGACGAUGUUGUAAUGUUAUCAAGCCACUGUCUUUAUUA